Naegleria lovaniensis is the source of this 960-nucleotide messenger RNA. RefSeq lists its product as uncharacterized. Lineage: Eukaryota; Heterolobosea; Eutetramitea; Acrasida; Naegleriidae. The transcript has a single exon. The record is from RefSeq and is a predicted model, not a curated record. Bases 1 to 960 code for a protein of 319 amino acids.
AUGAGUUUAAAAGCAGCUCUUUCCAAGCUUAAUACUUAUGGUUUGGAUUUGGCAAUUCUUGGUGCUGUUCCAAUGAGUCUAGAGCUCUACCAAACACUGGCUGAUGAAGCGGUUUCUCUUCAGGAAAAACAAAUGGCUUUAGAUAAGUUCUUGAACGGUACGGAAAAUCCAAACGAAUCAAAACGAGUACUUUACUUGAUAUGCAUGAAUGUACUUCGGAAGGAAAUUUCCAAUCCACUAAAGCUCUCUUAUUUGCAUGACAUGGGAGUUGAUGAUUUUUCAUCACUUGCAUCUCAAAAAAAGGAGUUACCACUCUCCGUUAAGGGAGUCAUUGAGAAUAGAAACCUAUAUAUUACUCACAUCAAGGGAGUAUUGGAGGAGAGAGCAAAGAAGGAUAAAAAAGCUUCCAAAGCCGCCACCAAGGCCAUUCUUGGGGAAAACAACUCAAAAAUGAAGACCGUUCCCCUUAACAACAGAAAAGACCGACCUUCUGUAUUACCUUCGGAGAACCAACCGCCCACAGCUAAUAUUAGUUCGCUUAAUCUUAGCAACAAGGCAGGAACAAGUGCAUCAAACAUCCAUCAAGAAGUAAUAGAAGAUGAACACCCAAUGGAGAUGGUUUCUGGUGAUAACGGUGUAAAGAAUAGUCAACAACGUUGCCUUCCGCUUCUUGAGCCUGCAAUUUCUGGUACUGGAAAUUGUGUUAUUAAUUCUUCUCAAACCGCACAUUCCGAUUUAUAUGAAGAGUUGAAAAAGUCAUCUUAUCAUCAGGUUUUACUCAUUAUUGCAACUUGUAUCAUGGAAAUGAGGAAUGAAAUGAAGGAUAUGAAGAAUGAUAUAAAGGAUAUGAAGAUUGAUAUAAAGGAUAUGAAGAGGGAUAUCAACUCCAUUAAGAGAAACAUUGGGUGCCUCUACGAAGGCCAAGUCUUGAUUCACUUGGAAAAAGCAUCAGACAUGUAA